Molecule: messenger RNA, 1002 nt
Organism: Kuraishia capsulata CBS 1993
Lineage: Eukaryota; Fungi; Ascomycota; Pichiomycetes; Pichiales; Pichiaceae
Exons: 1
Coding region: 1-1002 (333 amino acids)
Biological process (GO): D-ribose metabolic process
Molecular function (GO): ribokinase activity
Source: RefSeq, a predicted model, not a curated record
AUGGUGGCUAUAACUGUUAUUGGUUCACUUAACUAUGAUCUAGUAACAUAUACCUCGGUUGUUCCGCGUGGUGGAGAAACUAUCCAUGCAAAAUCGUUCGAGACUCACUACGGAGGUAAGGGCCUCAACGAAGCUGUAGCCGUGGGCAAGCUGUUGUCACCAGAGCAAAAAAACAAUAUACAAGUGAAGAUGAUUGGAAGAGUAGGGAAUGACUUGUUUGGAAAAGAAAUGAAGGAUUAUGUUUCGUCAGUUGGGGUCGAUGUUGAGAAUGUUCUCGUUGACGAUGCCGAAAGGUCUGGCACAGCUGUUAUUUUGGUUGAGGAUUCAGGUGAGAAUAGAAUUCUGGUUAUUCCAGGAUCCAAUGGAAAGCUUGAAGUUACUGAGAAGAUUUUGAAAGAGGUGAUAGGCUCAAACAAGAAUCAAUUCUUCAUUUUGCAGAACGAGCAACCCGAUCCGGUUAAGCAUCUGGAGCUGAUCAGAAAAAUCGAACCAGAAGCUACAGUCGUGUACAAUCCAUCGCCGAUAAAAGAUUUCAAUACUGAGAACACUGAUGUUCUGGGAGCUGUUGAUGUGUUGGUAGUGAACGAGUCUGAGGCUUUGGACUGUGCCAAAGCCUUCUCUACCGAAGCAAGAGAAGGUAACAUUGGGGAAGAAAGAUCCAAAUUCGUUAAGCUUGCGAAAGACCUGAAGGGCUUUUUGAACCAGAGCAAAUUGUCUACUGUUAUCAUCACGCUUGGUGGUGAAGGUUCUCUCGUGGUGUCAGAUGCCUUUCCAGAGGGCCAGCAUUUUCCAGCCAUGGAGCUUUCCAAAAAGCAAAUCAUAGACACCACUGGUGCUGGAGACACGUUUCUGGGAGCAGUUACAGUUAGACUUGCCAACGGUGAUUCAAUUGACCAGGCAGUGGUCUUCGCUACUGCGGCCGCCUCUUUAACCGUACAGGGUAAAGGUGCCGCGGAAGCGAUACCAGGCUACGAGCAGGUGAGCAAAUUGGUUUCUAGCUAA